Messenger RNA from Rhizoctonia solani, 225 nucleotides. RefSeq names its product GNAT family acetyltransferase. Lineage: Eukaryota; Fungi; Basidiomycota; Agaricomycetes; Cantharellales; Ceratobasidiaceae. The record is from RefSeq and is a predicted model, not a curated record. The transcript is spliced from 4 exons. Gene Ontology annotation, biological process: UDP-N-acetylglucosamine biosynthetic process. Bases 1 to 225 code for a protein of 74 amino acids. Gene Ontology annotation, cellular component: endoplasmic reticulum-Golgi intermediate compartment; endoplasmic reticulum; Golgi apparatus. Gene Ontology annotation, molecular function: glucosamine 6-phosphate N-acetyltransferase activity; monosaccharide binding.
AUGAGUACUGUAUUCAUGGAGCACAAGCUCAUUCGUAGCCUGGGCGUGGUUGGACACAUUGAAGGCAUUGUUGUGUCUCCCAAGAUGCAGGGAAAGAAAUUGGGUCUGCGCAUCAUUAACAUCUUGACUCACAUCAGCAAGGCCCAGGGCGCGUACAAGACUAUCCUGAAAUACAGCAAUGAGAACAUUUUGUGGCUUCAAACAGAAGGAGAACGAGAUGACUAA